This is a messenger RNA of Castor canadensis (American beaver), 940 nucleotides long. It is a transcript of the gene Ndufs3, whose product is annotated as NADH:ubiquinone oxidoreductase core subunit S3. NCBI's taxonomy places the organism in Eukaryota, Metazoa, Chordata, Mammalia, Rodentia, Castoridae. Gene Ontology annotation, cellular component: respiratory chain complex I. Gene Ontology annotation, molecular function: NADH dehydrogenase (ubiquinone) activity. The record is from RefSeq and is a predicted model, not a curated record.
CCUUGGGGCUCCGUGUCCUGUGGGCUGUUAGCUUGGCUGCCGGAGCUUCAUCCUGGAACAUGGCGGCUGCGGCGGCCAAGGUUUGGUGUCGCGGGCUCGUGGGAGCCGCAGCUUUGGCCAGGGGGGCUGGGCGACCUUCGGUGCUACCCUCGGUGCUACUGCAGCGGGUGAGGAGGGAGAGCGCGGCGGCCGACACACGCCCCACUGUCAGACCACAGAAUGUUGUGGCUCACAAGCAGCUCUCAGCUUUUGGAGAGUAUUUGGCUGAAAUCCUGCCCAAGUAUAUCCAACAAGUUCAGGUGACCUGCUUCAAUGAGUUAGAGAUCUGUAUCCAUCCUGAUGGAGUCAUCCCAGUGCUGACUUUCCUCAGGGAUCAUACCAAUGCACAAUUCAAAUCCUUGGCUGACUUGACAGCAGUGGACAUUCCAACUCGGCAGAACCGUUUUGAGAUUGUCUACAACCUGCUGUCUUUGCGCUUCAACUCCCGAAUUCGUGUGAAGACCUAUACAGAUGAGCUGACGCCCAUUGAAUCCUCGGUCUCUGUGUUCAAGGCAGCCAACUGGUAUGAGAGGGAGAUAUGGGACAUGUUUGGAGUCUUCUUUGUUAACCACCCUGAUCUAAGAAGGAUCUUAACAGAUUAUGGCUUCGAGGGACAUCCUUUCCGGAAAGACUUCCCACUAUCUGGCUAUGUCGAGUUACGCUAUGACGAUGAGGUAAAGCGGGUGGUGGCUGAGCCUGUGGAGUUAGCCCAAGAGUUCCGCAAGUUUGAUCUGAACAGCCCCUGGGAGGCUUUCCCUGCCUAUCGUCAGCCCCCUGAGAGUCUCAAGCUUGAAGCCGGAGACAAGAAGCCUGAAGCCAAGUAGUUCCAGAGAAUGCAUGUAGAUCAGAGAGCGCCUUAUCUACAGCUGAGUGUCCAUGUAAAUAAAUUCCUACUUAGACU